Molecule: messenger RNA, 2403 nt
Organism: Sporothrix brasiliensis 5110
Lineage: Eukaryota; Fungi; Ascomycota; Sordariomycetes; Ophiostomatales; Ophiostomataceae
Product: beta-glucosidase
Exons: 2
Coding region: 1-2403 (800 amino acids)
Biological process (GO): glucan catabolic process
Molecular function (GO): beta-glucosidase activity
Source: RefSeq, a predicted model, not a curated record
AUGAAGAUCUCACCCUUGUCAUACGUGGUGCUCUUCCUUUCAGGAGGCUGUCGUGCUGGAGGCAGCAUAAGCGAUGCAUCACCGCCGUCGGAAAUACCAUACUAUGGACUAAGCCCACCGGUCUACCCAUCACCCCAAGGGAAUGGCACCACCGAUGCACGCUGGGCUAGGGCCUACCAGCAGGCUAGAGCCCUGGUCGAGCAGUUGACGCUCGAGGAAAAGGUCAACCUCACCCACGGCCAACCCGGACCGUGUGCUGGCAACUCAUUGGCCAUCCCACGUCUAGGUCUGCCUUCGUUCUGCUUCUCGGAUGCACCAACUGGCGUCCGCGGCCAGGAGUUCGUAUCGGGCUUUCCGGCUGGCAUCCACGUGGCCGCCACCUUUGACGCCGACCUCAUGUAUCGCUACGGCGAGGCUGUCGGCCAGGAGUUUUACGGGAAAGGCGUCCAUGCGGCCCUUGGUCCCGUGUCUGGCCCUCUUGGCCGCAUUGCCCGCGGUGGCCGCAACUGGGAAGGACUCGGUAACGACCCCUACCUGUCUGGAAUUGCCGUCGGUGCCGUCACACGCGGCAUGCAGUCGGCCGGAGUCAUCGCCACGCCGAAGCACUUUCUGCUCAACGAACAGGAGUUCCGUCGCCGGGACGCAGAGCGGCAGCGCGGCGAUCAUGUGGUCGGCGAGGGCAUCAGCUCCAAUGUCGACGACCGUGCGCUGCACGAGCUCUACGUGUUUCCGUUUAUGAACGCGCUGCGGGCCGGCGCCGCGUCCAUCAUGUGCUCGUACCAGCGGGCCAAUCACUCGUACGCAAGCCAGAACUCAAAGCUUUUGAACGGCAUCCUCAAGACAGAACUCGGCUUUGAGGGCUUUGUUAUAAGCGACUGGGACGCACAGCACUCGGGCGUGGCGUCGGCCCUCGCCGGGCUGGACAUUGCCAUGCCAGACAGCACGGGCUACUGGGGCGACGGAUUGCUGCUGAAGGCCGUCAGCAACGGCUCUGUCACGGUCGAGCGUAUCGACGACAUGGCCACGCGGCUGCUGGCAGCCUGGCACUACGUCGGCGAGACGGACAUGGGCGGCGCAACCUUCCCCUCGCCGCCGGCAAUCUAUCCGACAAGCACGCAGCGGCGCCCAAUCGUCGAUGUCCAGGCUGACCACGCAUCCUUGAUCCGCACGAUCGGUGCGGCGGGCACCGUGCUGGUCAAAAAUGUCAACAAUACGCUCCCGUUGCAGCGGCCGCGUUUCCUCUGUGUCUAUGGUUACGAUGCCGUCCUCAAGGCAGAACCAUGGGACAACCCGUCCCGCUUCGGUGGCGGCUACGAGGUCAACUUUGGCUGGAACACGCUGAACGGCACGCUCAUCACAGGCGGUGGCUCGGGCGGAACAUCGCCUCCGUACGUUGUGUCGCCGUUCCAGGCUCUCCAGGAGCGUGUUGUGCAGGACGGCGGCAUUCUGCGGUGGGACUUCUUCUCCGAAAAGCCCGCGGUUGCGUACGCCAACGCUGACGCCUGCCUCGUGUUCAUCAAUGCCUACGCGUCUGAGAGCUUCGACCGACCCAGUCUGAGCGACGCCUUCAGCGACAACCUCGUCAACAAUGUCGCGAGCAUGUGCGCCAAUACCAUUGUUGUUGUCCAUUCGGCCGGCAUCCGCGUCGUGGACGCCUGGAUUGAUCAUGACAACGUGACUGCCGUCCUGUUUGCCGGCCUUCCGGGCCAGGAGUCGGGCCAUAGUCUGACCGACAUUCUCUACGGAGACGUUAACCCGUCAGGCCGCCUCCCCUAUACCGUUGCCCGCCGCGAGGCCGACUACGGUGACCUGCUGAACUCGUCCUACUCGACCGAUUACUUUCCCGAAGACAACUAUGACGAGGGCUUGUACAUCGAUUACCGUGCAUUUGACCACAAGGGCCUCGUGCCACGCUUUCCCUUUGGCUUUGGCCUCUCGUACACGACAUUCUCGUAUAGCCGUUCUCUGUCCGCUGAAUUGGUACCUACUGGAACGCCAUCCAAAUUCCCUGAUCCGUCAGUACCGGUUGUUCAGGGUGGCCAUCCGAGCCUCUGGGACACCAUAGCCGAGGUCAAGUGCAGCGUAACCAACACUGGCCGAGUAGCUGGCACCGAAGUCGUCCAGCUAUACGUUGGUGUGCCGGGCGCAAAUGGAGACGAUCCGGCGACGCAGACAGCGGCUGGAGGCGACUCGCCCGUCCGCCAGCUACGCGGCUUCCACCGUGUCGGUCCGCUAUCGCCGGGUGAGACGUCCGACGUGACUUUUGCACUGACACGACGCGAUCUGAGCGUGUGGGACGUCGAGGCACAACAGUGGCGGAUUCGCCGGGGAGUGUUCCGCCUGUACAUUGGUGCCAGCAGUCGUGAUUUGCGGCUGAAUGGCACAUUGAAUAUUUCUGGUUGA